Molecule: messenger RNA, 1227 nt
Organism: Aspergillus novofumigatus IBT 16806
Lineage: Eukaryota; Fungi; Ascomycota; Eurotiomycetes; Eurotiales; Aspergillaceae
Gene: cpcB
Product: 40S ribosomal protein RACK1
Exons: 4
Coding region: 114-1064 (316 amino acids)
Biological process (GO): positive regulation of protein phosphorylation; rescue of stalled cytosolic ribosome
Cellular component (GO): cytosol; nucleus
Molecular function (GO): translation regulator activity; ribosome binding; protein kinase C binding
Source: RefSeq, a predicted model, not a curated record
UUCUGCUCCUCCAUCCUCGAGCGCUGCGAUUUUAUCUCAGGCCCAGAGUCAACGACAAUUGCUCCGCCCGCGUUCAUCCUCCUCCCUCCUCUCGCGGCCCCUUCAUCGUCAAUAUGGCUGAGCAGAUGGUCCUUCGUGGUACCCUUGAGGGCCACAAUGGCUGGGUUACUUCCCUGGCCACCUCUCUGGAGAACCCCAACAUGCUGCUCUCUGGCAGUCGCGACAAGACCCUGAUCAUCUGGAACCUUACCCGCGACGAGCAGGCCUACGGUUACCCCAAGCGCAGCCUCGAGGGUCACUCCCACAUCGUCUCUGACUGUGUCAUCUCCUCCGACGGUGCCUACGCUCUGUCCGCCUCUUGGGACAAGUCCCUCCGCCUGUGGGAGCUCGCUACCGGCGAGACCACUCGUACCUUCGUUGGCCACACCAACGACGUCCUCUCCGUCUCCUUCUCCGCCGACAACCGCCAGAUCGUCUCCGGUUCUCGUGACCGCACCAUCAAGCUGUGGAACACCCUCGGCGACUGCAAGUUCACCAUUACCGACAAGGGCCACACCGACUGGGUUUCUUGCGUCCGCUUCAGCCCCAACCCCCAGAACCCCGUCAUCGUUUCCGCUGGCUGGGACAAGCUCGUCAAGGUUUGGGAGCUUGCUUCCUGCCGCCUCCAGACCGACCACAUCGGUCACACCGGUUACAUCAACACCGUCACCAUCUCCCCCGAUGGAUCCCUCUGCGCCUCCGGUGGCAAGGACGGCACCACCAUGCUCUGGGAUCUCAACGAGUCCAAGCACCUCUACUCCCUCCACGCUGGCGAUGAGAUCCACGCCCUCGUAUUCUCCCCCAACCGCUACUGGCUCUGCGCCGCCACCGCCAGCUCCAUCACCAUCUUCGAUCUCGAGAAGAAGAGCAAGGUUGAUGAGCUCAAGCCCGAGUUCAUCGAGAAGAGCUCCAAGGCCCGUGAGCCCGAGUGUAUCUCUCUCGCCUGGAGCGCUGAUGGCCAGACUCUGUUCGCUGGUUACACUGACAACAAGAUCCGUGCCUGGGGUGUCAUGUCGAGGGCAUAGAUGAUUUGACGAGCGUUUAGGCGGAGGAGAGGAAAUCUAUGUUUUUUCUUUGUUCUAAAAAAGAAAGCGCUGGCAUUGGUUGGGAUGUAUGAGCCAUGAGCAAUGAAGCACUCCGGGCCUGGGCCCGGGGUUUUUCUCCGACAUGUCUAGCUUACUUGAUUCG